AUGCAGUAUGACCACGAUCCAAGAAAUCCUUCCUACAUUGCUGCAGAAACACCACUGCUGAGCACAGUUGGAGACUUCUGGCAAAUGGUUUGGGAGCAGUUUGCUGUUGUCAUUAUCUGCCUGGAACCAGAAUCAGCACUUACUCAAGUUAUUGAAGAUCCAUUCAACAUUACUGGUCAAGGUGAAAACGACACAAUUUCCCAAGCUCGCUACUGGCCACCUGAGGGCUGUAUGGUUUUUGGAAAAUUCGAGGUUCGCUUGGUGUCUGAGCACAAACAAUGUAGUGACUACAUAACCAGGUCAUUCUAUCUGAAAGAUCGGGAUUCCGAUGAGACCCGUACGGUGACUCAAUUCCAUUUCCUCAGUUGGACAGAGGAUACGCCAUCGUGCGAAGUCAAAACACUGCUAGAAUUCAGAAGGGAUGGAUCGAGCAAGACUGGAACCUAUCUUUUAUUUGAUCUGGUUCUCAAUCGAAUAAGCAAAGGUGUCAAGGAGUUGGAUGUGGCAGCUUCUCUUGAGCACCUUCGAGACCAACGACAAGGCAUGAUAAAAACUAAGUUAUGA
Messenger RNA from Rodentolepis nana, 564 nucleotides. NCBI's taxonomy places the organism in Eukaryota, Metazoa, Platyhelminthes, Cestoda, Cyclophyllidea, Hymenolepididae. The record is from the annotation of a GenBank genome assembly.